Messenger RNA from Vitis riparia (riverbank grape), 2159 nucleotides. RefSeq names its product zinc finger protein GAI-ASSOCIATED FACTOR 1-like. NCBI's taxonomy places the organism in Eukaryota, Viridiplantae, Streptophyta, Magnoliopsida, Vitales, Vitaceae. The transcript has 3 exons. Bases 372 to 1967 code for a protein of 531 amino acids. The record is from RefSeq and is a predicted model, not a curated record. Gene Ontology annotation, molecular function: DNA-binding transcription factor activity. Gene Ontology annotation, cellular component: nucleus.
UAUAUAUAUUUUUAUAUAUAUAUGAUAUUGCAAAGCUGAAGAAGACUUAUUGGUUCUUUCUCUUUUGUGUUCUUCCUGUGGCAGCAACAACUAUCUUCUUCUCAACCAGAAAUGAUGGAGGAUUUCUUGGUUUUUGUCUCCCUCUGGUGAAAACAAAAUCCCAGGUUUUGUGUUAGGGGAAAAAGAAAAAAAAAAUUCCCAUUUGAGAGAAAAUACAUAUAGGAGGCAAAAAGCAAAAUCCUUUUCCCAUUAGAGAGAAAGAAACAAUAGAGUUUGGAGGAAUUAAAGAGGCUGGAGAAGAAAGACAAAAGUUUUGAAUAAAAUUCUCCUUAUCUCUAGCUAGCUUUGUUUUAUCCUUUUGCCCUCCUCCAAUGUCAAACAUAACAGCCGGGGAUGGUGGGAGCUUCUCUUCUGGAACUAAUGGUGGAGAAGAAGUUCAGCAGCAGCCUGUCAACAACCUCCAUGGCUUAAGCUCAUCAGUGCCUUCAUCUACAAGUAACAACAGCAAUGGCUCCAUCUCUCAGCAGCAGCCUCCACCAGCCAAGAAGAAAAGGAAUCUCCCAGGAAACCCAGAUCCAAGUGCAGAAGUGAUAGCUCUAUCACCAACAACCCUAAUGGCAACAAACAGGUUUGUGUGUGAGAUUUGUAACAAAGGGUUCCAAAGAGAUCAAAACCUUCAAUUACACAGGCGAGGGCAUAAUCUACCAUGGAAGCUGAGGCAAAGAUCAAGCACAGAGAUCAGGAAAAGGGUGUAUGUAUGCCCAGAACCCUCGUGUGUUCACCAUAACCCAGCUCGAGCACUAGGUGAUCUUACAGGGAUAAAGAAGCAUUUCUGCAGAAAACAUGGGGAGAAGAAAUGGAAGUGUGACAAGUGCUCCAAGAAGUAUGCAGUUCAGUCUGACUGGAAAGCCCACUCCAAGACCUGUGGCACCAGGGAGUAUAAGUGUGACUGUGGCACUAUCUUCUCCAGAAGAGAUAGCUUCAUCACUCAUAGGGCUUUUUGUGAUGCCCUAGCUGAAGAAAACACCAAAGUGAAUCAAGGUCUAGCAAACACCAUGAGACGCAACUUACAAAUACAAGGCCAGGUCUCUGAGCUGUUGUCCUCCAUGCCUCUAAACAACAACGCUAAUUCAACAAUGGGGUUGUCCGAGUUUACUCACUCUGAUUCCAAAAACCAUCUUAAAACCCUACCCCAUGAGCCCAUGCCUGUACCUCCAAAGCCCUUGAACAUGGCAGCUGCUGGCAUGUUCUCAACCACCUCUGGAAGCCUCUUUGGGUGCCCAAUAACCGCUUCGUCUCCUUCGUCCUCAUCCCGCCUUCAGCUCAGUACUAAUUCAUCAUCACCCAGCUUUGAAAAUGGACAGCAACUACCGCCGCCGCCAGCGUCAACGCUCAUGUCUGCAACGGCACUGCUGCAGAAAGCAGCCCAAAUGGGAGCAACUGCAAGUACUAAAAUGAAUAACUCUCCAACAAAGGGCUUUGUGACAAGCAUGGCUCCAACCCCAUUUGGUGGGAUACUUCUACAGAAGAACAGUAGCUCAAAUGAUCACCACCUCCAAGCUGAUCCAACCCAGUUUCUAAACCAGUUUUUUUAUCAGAAUGAUGGGGCUGAGAGUGAGGUGAUGAGCGAAAUGGGGAUGUUCUCAGGACUGUUUGAUCAAAACCAUGGACUGUUCAAGAACAUGGAGCAUCAUGAACAUAGCAACAGUAACAACAUUUUGGCUGCUAAAACUACAAAUCCAGGGUUAAGUAGCACUCCAAGAAAUGGAAAAACUGAUACGAUGACAGUCGAUUUCUUGGGGAUCGGAGGAGCCCGGCCUGGGAAUUUCCAUGGACAGCAGCAGCAGCAGCAAGAAAUGUUUGAAGGAAUGAAUAUAAACCACCCAAGAAUGCAAGGUUUUAGUAGCUUUGAGCAGCACAUCGCACAUGGGCAAGCAGCAAUGGAGAAGACCAUGUGGGAGGCUUGAAGUUUUCUCCUUUUUCUUCACUUUGUGAUAGUUCUUUAGAACUAAAUGUAAUGAGUUCUUCUAUCUUUAUUGUUCUUUCGUUUUUUUCUUUCAAUUAUGCGAGGAACCAGAAGUGUCUUGCAGAAGUGCGAGGCAUGUUGAGAGUUCAGGUGAUUACUCAAUGAAGAUGAUAGAAAUGGUAGGUUUUAUUAA